GCUGCCGCUGCAGCAGCCGCGGCUGCGUCGUCCUCGGGAGGGCCCGGUCCGGCGGGCGCCGAGGCCGCCAAGCAGUGCAGUCCCUGCUCGGCGGCGGCGCAGAGCUCGUCGGGGCCCGCGGCGCUGCCCUACGGCUAUUUCGGCAGCGGCUACUACCCGUGCGCCCGCAUGGGCCCGCACCCCAACGCCAUCAAGUCGUGCGCGCAGCCCGCCUCGGCCGCCGCGGCUGCCGCCGCCUUCGCGGACAAGUACAUGGAUACCGCCGGCCCGGCGGCCGAGGAGUUCAGCUCCCGCGCUAAGGAGUUCGCCUUCUACCACCAGGGCUACGCGCCCGGGCCUUACCACCACCAUCAGCCCGUGCCUGGCUACCUGGAUAUGCCGGUGGUGCCCGGCCUCGGGGGCCCGGGCGAGUCGCGCCACGAGCCCCUGGGUCUUCCCAUGGAAAGCUACCAGCCCUGGGCGCUGCCCAACGGCUGGAACGGCCAAAUGUACUGCCCCAAAGAGCAGACGCAGCCUCCCCACCUCUGGAAGUCCGCUCUGCCCGACGUGGUCUCUCAUCCCUCAGACGCCAGCUCCUACAGGCGGGGGAGAAAGAAACGCGUCCCUUACACCAAGGUGCAAUUAAAAGAACUCGAACGGGAAUAUGCUACAAACAAAUUCAUUACCAAGGACAAACGGAGGCGGAUAUCAGCCACGACAAAUCUCUCUGAGCGGCAGGUUACAAUUUGGUUCCAGAACAGGAGGGUCAAAGAGAAAAAAGUCAUCAACAAACUGAAGACCACUAGUUAAUGGAUUAAAAGUGGAGCAAGAGGGCAACCUGGAGAAAUGCUUCAGAACUGGUUGCUUUGCCCAGAUAAUGAACAUAAUGCUUAAUAAUAAUAAUUGAAGAAUGGGAAAGAGAAAGACACUGGCAUUUUGCUUUCCUAAGGGGGAUCUCUUUCUCCUUGGUGGAAUCUACAACUCUUUUAAAACUUUACUCUAAGAAAAGGUAAAGACUUCCAGUUCUCCCGCCAACCCCACCAGACCGUUAAAUGACAAACUCUAGAGUCAAACGUCAACCCCCAAAUAUGCAAUUUCAGAUAAGUUGCGCAUUUACUGAAAUCUUGUAAGUAUUUAUGUGACCAUAAUAUUUCAGGAUACUGUGUUAUAUGGUAAUGAUCCAAAAGUUGGUUACAAAAGCAAGAGGCUGUUGUAAACAUCUGUGUGUCCUUGGGUCGCCAUUGCCAUCCCCUUUGCAUGUUAAGUGACUGCUCAGGUAUAUCUUAGUGAAAUUCCUACCAUUGUUGUAUAUUCUGCCAAACAUCUUAUGUAUAGAUUUAGAGGGGGAGAGAGAAGAAGGUACUGAAAUAAUGAUCUUGGGCUAUUUACAAUGAAGAAAGGGAGAGAAAGCUUUUCCGAGGAUCAUUCGUCUUGGUAGUAAAUACAACCAGCUGAGCGUUUGAGGCUACAAGGAAACCCCAGGUUGGGAAUGUCCUUCUGACAAUAAUUUUAAAUUGCUCAUAACAAGCAUAUUUUGUGGCAUUUGGAUUCUAUUUUCUGCUUGAUAUAAUUUACUUUUCAAAGAAUUUAAUAACUUUAAAAAAAUAUUUAAAGCAUCAGAUGUUUCAUAGAAUUCACUUUAUCAGGUCUCCUGAGAGGUCCACCCGGACAUGGUGAAAUCCGGUUUGAAGAGAAUUCAUGUUUCAUUUAAAUUGGUAUUUCCAAAUAUUUACUAAACAUUUUGCUGGAGAGUACUUUUGCUUUUUUAUUUUUUGGAAAACUCAGAACGGAAAUCCAUUCCCCCCCGAAACAUUUAGAUGUUUACAUUCUAUAUUUUGAUCUAUUAAGGGAUUAGUAUUUUUUUCCUUGUUUAUUGUGUUAUAAGACUGCAUUAGGAAGUUUAGGGAUUCAUCUUUACAGCACAUUUUUAUCAAGCAGUUAUUUCAACCAGCACAUUCAUUUUGUUCACAUUCACUAUAAAAUGCUAUCUUGUAAAUAAAGACAUUCAGCACACUGUGAAAAUGUAUUUGUGCACCUGAUUUUCAAACAUUUCUACUAAAAAUAAUAAUUAAAAAGAACCUUAGAUUUGUAGAUAGCGAUAUAGAAGUAUUAAUUAUGGUAAUAAAAUAGUCACUGCCAUUAAAAUCUGAAGGAAAUACUCGUUAUUUUCCAAGCUAAAUGUGCACUGCACAGAAAGAAAAGGAGCGGGUUUGUCCUAUACAAACCAAGGACCAUUCUUUUCUAUUAUUAUUCAGCCUUUUUUUUUCACAACAGAUUUUUUAAGCAAAAGGAGAAAUCCCUCAUAACAAAAAUCCUAAAAAUGUGGAUAAGUGCUUCAGGAGAGUUAAAGUGUUAAGCAUUCUGAGAAAGGAGAAAGAAGAAAGGAGGAAGAGAUAGUCUAAAUUCCCUGGCUCACUGUGGAAAAUGAAAACCAGUUGUUUAGUAUCAGUGACGCCCAGGCUGUAGUAUUUUAAAAUCUGCUGUUGGGUCCGCAUGUGUCUGAAAGGGCAGGUUUUGAUAUUUGUUGAAAUGACAGGACUAGGAAAGGCCUUAAACCUUGACCUUGACGAAAAAAGACAAUUUGUGACCUUGACUUUUGACAGCUCAUGAAUUGGCCUCGGCUGGAUUAGUAGAUCAAGGGCGCCACCUCGCGUUGACAAGCUUCCCUGUAAUUCUUCAGCUUCAAGGGAAUCAAAAGGUCUUACCUCCUUGACUCCUUGUUUUAGAGAUUUAGUACUCAUUUCUUUGGCUCCAGAUGGAACAAAUUUGAAUAUAUGUAAGUUAUACA
This is a messenger RNA of Ailuropoda melanoleuca (giant panda), 2767 nucleotides long. RefSeq names its product homeobox A13 (gene HOXA13). Gene Ontology annotation, molecular function: DNA-binding transcription factor activity, RNA polymerase II-specific; DNA binding. The record is from RefSeq and is a predicted model, not a curated record. Gene Ontology annotation, biological process: regulation of DNA-templated transcription. NCBI's taxonomy places the organism in Eukaryota, Metazoa, Chordata, Mammalia, Carnivora, Ursidae. The annotation marks the transcript as partial. The transcript is spliced from 2 exons.